ACCGUCACUGUUGAGGCACAAAAAGCUGCUGGAGAUCUUCGUGUUUGGUCCGUAAGCAGGCGAUUCUCUGAGUUCGUUCGCCUUCGAGAAGCUCUUGAGAAACUGCAUCCAACAUGCUUACUUCCCGUUCUCCCCAAUAAAAUGGAUGGUGCUAAUGCUUCUUGGCACCGCUUGACUGCUCUACUAACUGGUGAUGAUCUUAUCAGCAAAUUAUCUAUGAGCCGUCUCACGCCUUGGUCUUCAAGCCAAUCGCAUCUGUCUACUCCAAAUUGCUCCUUUUUUUCAGAUCCUACAGCGUCAUUAUUUAAUUCGUCAGAAUCUAAUUUUCGUAUGCUUCCAGGUGCAAUAUCUGGUCGCCGGUUUUGCAUAAAUCUUAUUGAAGCCAGACGGGUUGCUUUGGAAAUAUUUCUUAGGCGUGCUCUAGAACAUCCCCGACUCGGAUGUGAUCCGCUCUUGAUUUCCUUUCUAUGUGAAGAUAAAAGUUGGCGGUACAGCUUUAAGCCAUGUUUGUCAAUCAGCGCCUAG
Messenger RNA from Protopolystoma xenopodis, 525 nucleotides. The record is from the annotation of a GenBank genome assembly. Lineage: Eukaryota; Metazoa; Platyhelminthes; Monogenea; Polystomatidea; Polystomatidae.